Molecule: messenger RNA, 14063 nt
Organism: Lytechinus pictus (painted urchin)
Lineage: Eukaryota; Metazoa; Echinodermata; Echinoidea; Temnopleuroida; Toxopneustidae
Product: adenomatous polyposis coli protein-like
Exons: 8
Coding region: 124-9777 (3217 amino acids)
Biological process (GO): cell fate specification; Wnt signaling pathway; negative regulation of canonical Wnt signaling pathway
Cellular component (GO): catenin complex; beta-catenin destruction complex; cytoplasmic microtubule
Molecular function (GO): microtubule binding; gamma-catenin binding; beta-catenin binding
Source: RefSeq, a predicted model, not a curated record
CUGAUAUUGAAUGAACAAGCUAAGGAGGAGAACCUAAGAAGCCAAUGUCUUGCCCAGUUACAGAGUUUGACAAGGAGGAUUGAAGACUUGCCCAUUACUGACCAUUACUCCCUUCAGACUGACAUGUCACGGCGCCAGCUGGAGUACGAAGCCCGCCAGCUUAGAGAGUUGAUGCAAGAGAGACUGGGAUCUAUGGAGGACAUCGCAGCAAGGCAUCGGAUGCGCAUGCAGAGGCUAAGUGCAAUUGAAUAUGAGCUCAGGCAGGUUCAAGAACAACAGCAACAUCAACAACAGCAGCAACAUCAACAACAGCAGCAACAACAUCAACAGCAGCAACUACAACAACAGCAACUUUUAGCCCAAGUAUGGGAGCAGGGUGCACAGGCUUCCCUCUCUGAUGAUGCUCUGAGGUUAGUGUACAGUCAGAGCCUGAAUGCAGCCGGUGGAGGUACAAACAGCAAGCGAUCAUCAGCAAGUUCACAUGAUUCAAACUCCCAUGGUAGCCCUGCAUCACAUCGACGAGCAGCCAGUCUGGUCAUCGAUGCCAAAACAGACUUCGGUCUCAGUGGUUCUCCACCAAAUGGUCUAAGACCAAAUCCUACCUCUUCCACACAAACUGCUACAGACAGCCCCUAUAUACACCUGUCAAACGAUGGAUCGGUGCAAGCAGGUGGCAUGCAACAGCCACCAUUGCAGCAGAAACAACCGCUACAACAGCAGCAAACGGGAACAGGUAUUGCUCCGCCGUGUCCACCAACCUUCUUCCAUGGAGCAUGGCCCUUUCUCAACAACCUGCAUGCGGGUGCUAAUCUGAAUGGGGAUACGAUGGAACAGGUCUUGGGAAAAAUUCCUUUUGGUGUUGCUGGAGGUGGUGGUGGUGGUGGUGGGAGUGGUCCAGGGAGUGGUAAUGGUGAGCAGGAAACAUCUAGUGUUAUGAGUUUUGGAUCAUCAUCCUGUUCUGGUACAGGUCCAAGGAAGAGUUCUACUGCUGGUGCUAACAACCAACAACUCGGAGUCAAGGUUGGGUUUGUGUACUCUCUACUCUCCAUGUUAGGUUCGCAUGACAGGGAUGACAUGGCAAGCACGCUACUCAUGAUGUCCAGGUCUGCCGAUAGUUGUCUAGCUAUGAGGCAGUCUGGUUGUAUACCCCUCUUAAUCCAUAUCCUGCAUGGAACGGACCAGGAGUCUGUGCUGGGUAACUUCAGGGGGAGUCAGAAGGCAAGGGACUGUGCCAGCACAGCCCUUCAUAACAUUGUACAUCUCAACCCUGAUGAGAAGCGACGUAAGCAGGAGGGGCGUGUCCUUCGUCUCCUUGAACAAAUCAGGUCCUACUGUGACACCCUUGUGGAGACCGAAAAUAAGGAGAGUGCAUCAAGUCAGAGUGCUCUACCAAUAGAUCACAAUCCUGGUCCUGCUAUGGCUGCUCUCAUGAAGCUCUCAUUUGAUGAGGAGCAUCGCAGUGCAAUAUGCCACCUAGGUGGCCUUCAUGCAAUAGCUGAACUCUUGCAAGUAGAUUAUGAGGUUCACGGAAGCAGCAACGACCAGUACACAGUCACUCUGAGACGGUAUGCAGGGAUGGCCCUUACUAACCUGACCUUUGGGGAUGUCACCAACAAAGCCCUUCUCUGCUCUAUGAAAGGAUGUAUGAAAGCCCUGGUGGCCCUCCUUAGUGCAGAGAGUGAGGACCUAAGACAAGUAGCAGCUAGUGUUUUGAGGAACCUCUCCUGGAGGGCAGAUAUGGCCAGCAAGAAGGCUCUAAGGGAAGCUGGAGCAGUUGUCGCAUUAAUGACUUGUUCUCUGGAAGUCAAAAAGGAAUCAACACUGAAGAGCGUUUUAAGUGCAUUAUGGAACCUUUCAGCACACUGUACUGAGAACAAGGCGGACAUUUGUGCCGUCAAUGGUGCUCUUGAGUUUCUGGUGGGCUCUUUAACUUAUAGAAGUCCAACACGGAACUCGGCUGUUGUUGAAAACGGUGGUGGUAUUCUAAGGAAUGUUUCUAGCCACAUCGCAACAAGUGAAAAGUACAGGCAGCUUUUAAGAAAGCACAACUGUCUUCAAAUAUUACUUCAUCACCUGAAGUCUUCAAGCCUUACCAUUGUCAGCAAUGCAUGUGGGACAUUGUGGAACCUGUCUGCCAGGAACAAGGCUGAUCAGGAUCUCUUAUGGGAAUUAGGUGCAGUCAGUAUGCUCAAGAAUCUUAUCAACUCCAAGCAUAAAAUGAUUGCAAUGGGAAGUUCAGCUGCACUAAGGAAUCUGAUGGCAUCGCGACCUGAUGUCUUGACCACAGCGGAUGGCCAGAAGGAAGGCACUCCAGGACUCCAUGUCAGGAAACAACGAGCGCUCCAAGCAGAGAUUGAUAAGAAUCUGAAGGACACAUAUGCUGAGAUGGAAGGUAGAACUGAUCAACAUGGCUUACUUCAAAGCCAACAACGUGCCUCUCUCAGGAAUCGAGGCCAUAGAUCUCGGCAGCAGCAUGGUCCCGACUAUUCGCCAGUUCCGCAGCGAAUCCCCAUCUGGAAUCCCAAUGCCACCCCUUUACCAGAUUCUCUCAUGAAUAGCCAGCAGAGAGCGCCUUCACCAAGCAAUAGACUUCAUGGAAAUGUUGUGAAUUCUCCUGAAACUCGUGAUGAUCACUCCUUCCAAGAAGGGAAGACAAAAGAAAGUGAAGGUCAAAUCACCACAAGUCAGCCUGGAUCUGUCGAGAAUAGUCCUGGGAAACCACAUGGAGGAAGCAGGAUAGCACAGAUCAUGCAAGAAGUAGCUCAAGCUGGUCUUCCAAAUGACUCAAGCCAGGGCAGUGAGAGUCCACGUCGAGAGUCACUUGAAAGCAGGCUCCAGUCUAGAAAUGGCCACCAACAAAAACCAACAUGUCCUCGCUCAAGCUCUUUCACCCAUAUGCCACCAGAGGGUUCCAAUCUUUCAAGUCGUUCCAACUCAUACUCCUUUGGCUUUGAUGGAGGGCAGGGCCUUGUCGCUAGGCGAUCAUCUACAGAAAGCAUAAACAGUAUUUCUAGCGAUAUUUUCCCAGCUGGUAUCCAUGAACGAUUGGCGCAAAAUCGAUCUCAGAUGGAUCACUCUCAAUCAGCGGACAGCUCUCUCAACAUGCAUGGGACUGGAAGGAACCUUCAGAACAAUGCAUUGGUGCACUCUGCAGAUGAGGCUUUUGGUACAAACAUGGACUCUACAACAAACUAUAGUUUAAAGUAUUCUGAGGAAGAUCUUCCACCAGGGAUACAUAGCCCAAAGAGAACACCUCCCGAAGAGCAUGGAUGUAAAGAGGAAAACUCACAGCAAAGCAGCGGUGAUGGAGAGCAGAAUGAAGAGAAUUCAUCCCAGCCAUGUCAAAAGUGCAAUUCACCACAUAGACCUCGCGAAGGAUUGGCCACAGGUAACUCUUACAUGUCCAGUCAACACCAGGGAAUAUUUCCACAACAGUAUUCAGACCAGUCAGUAUCUUCUCAUCACAAUGUCCUAGAUACAAUCCAAGGAUCAAGUAUGUACUCGAACAUGGAUAACAGUGAACCUUUCACACAAGAUGAUGAGAGGCCAACUGAUUUUUCUCAAAGAUAUGCAAAUGAUAUGUCACAUGGAGAGGAUGCAGAAAGUUUUGGGUUUGUCCAGACAACUUUAGAGACCAACACAGGUGGGACUGUUUAUAUGAGUAGCGAGGAGCCAGAGGUGCGUGAUAGUAGCUACAAUGUUUCAUCGAAUCAAGAGAUUCCAUCAAGUUUGGUGUCUCAGUUUGGAUCAGAGCAUGGAGGAUCACGACAUUCGGUUGCAUCAAGCCAUCAUGAGGAAGAAGAGUCACAACCAUGCAGUCAUGAUGACAACACAAAGACAUACUGUGUAGAAGGAACCCCCGGCCCAAUUUCAAGAUGUUCCUCACUCAGUUCACUUGAUUUAAAUGAGCUGAACGAGGAUGAGAAAAGUAAAGAUGACAGUGCUCAUUCACCUGGUGAUGACCUACAAACCACUACACCUCCAAAUGAGCCAACCCCUGUAAAAAUGACAAAUAAGCAAGUUUUGCUGCAGCUCCCAUCGGACGUUCACCACCAUGAUGAAGUCCAAGAAACUCCUCUGGUCUUUAGCCGAUGCAGUUCAGUGUGUUCACUCAGUAGUGAUGAUGUGCCAGAUAUAUGCGAUGAUGUAAGCUCAAUUUAUACCAACAGUCGUGCAGCUAGUGGUUUUGUGAGUCCGAGUGAAUUACCAGAUAGCCCCAGUGAUACAAUGCCACCCAGUCCUAGAAGAACAUCGCAGGGUAAUGUCAAGGAAGAUAUUCAAAAUGCUCCUAAGCUUCCUGAAAUGGAAGAAAAGCCCACAAUGUAUGCAACUGAAGGAACACCCAUUGACAAUUCCUGUGCUACAAGCCUGAGUGCUUUGACAAUUGACGGCGAUGUCAAAGCUACAGUUGCAAAACGUCUCUUACCACCUGAAGGGAAUGAGGGAAGUGAAGAUGCUGGCAGUAAAGACAAAGAGAAUGCAGAUGAAAAGAACGUUGAACCAAGUGGGAAUGACUUUUCAGAACAAGAGCAGAGUCUGUUAGAUGAAUGUAUUAAUGCAGCAUUGCCAGUGAGAAGAAAGGGAAUACCAAAGCCAUCAAAAUCUAAAAGCAAGAGAGAUGUUACCAGCAAGAAGAUACCUGUGAGUCAAAAGCCGUCAACUAGUAAGCACGUCAGUUUUGAGAAGUCAAAUUCUGCUCAAUCCACUGCCCUGCAGGAUGUAUCAAAGCCAUUUUGCACAGAGGACACUCCAGUGAACUUUUCUGCUGCUACUUCGCUCAGUGAUCUAAGCAUAGAAGACAUUGAGAUCGAGAGUUCAUCAGAUGGGAAACUUAUGAUUACAAAUCCAGACAGAAGUGCCAUGGAGAAACCUAGUGGUAUUGAAUCAGAUAAUCAAGUGCAAACUUCAGGGGAUCUUCUACAUUACAUGGAUGAUGCCAGGUCUGAAACUAACUCUGUCACAAAGGAGGCAGAGGAUUCCAUGUUACAGGAGUGUAUUAACUCUGCCAUCCCAAGAUCCAAAUCUAGCAAGCCUCGUACAUCACUACUUGCCAAACACAGAUCACCCCGACACAUUGGAAAGUUUAGAUCACCGAAGGGAGUUGCACCUCGAAAGAGAUUGCCAAGUACAGAUGUGCGUCACAAGAGUCCAUCUCCCAUCCCUGAGAUGAGCUCAGAUACCAGAUCUACUUCAAGCCAAGAACGAGGGCAAGACUGGGUGAACAAUCCGUCACCUCCUCCUGAUACUGUUACAACCUACUGCAUGGAAGGAACACCAGGAAUAUCCAAUGCUACAUCCUUAAGUGACCUUACUUCUCCCAUUGAUUCCGAAGAUGUCAAUGGAAACAUCACUUCUCAAAAUUUACCUCAGAACAGAAGUACCUUAGGUGUUGGAGUCAGCAUGGGGAGUACUCCAUCUGAUACACCCCGUGUUUUUGCAGUUGAAGGCACACCUAUCAAUUUUUCAUGUAAUGGUUCGCUAAGCUCAUUAAGCUGUGAUGAGGAUGCCGACCUUGCUGAAGCUAAAGCUCAAAUGAAAGAAGUUAGUAAAAGGAAACAAGCAGAUGGAGGUUCAAGUAGACAGCAGACAAUGAUUCCCAAGCAGAGAACAUCCUUCUCAAAUCCCAUUGAACAGGUUCAUAGUCCUGAUAAAAAGUAUUACAGCAUGAAUGAUUAUCAUAAUGCAGAUGCUGCUAAGAGUGCAAUGUCUCCUCUGGACUCUCCAAGAGUGUUUGCUGUGGAAGGUACCCCUGGUGUUAUAUCCAGGGCAGAUUCACUCAGUUCUCUCAGUUGUGAUGAAGAGGAUGCAUCACCACAACAAGCAGAUGAACGUGGAACGGUAGAAAAAAGUGCAAAAGAGAGACUCGCUGAAAAGACACGGACGUCCAGGAUAAGUGGUAACAGAAUGAAUCAUCUUGGUGAAAGUUCUAUGGCUAUGAGGAGACUGAGCUCGGAGGAGGCACCUCUAAGCUACGCCGUUGAAGACACACCAACUUGCUUUUCCCACAAUUCAAGUUUGAGUGCAUUGAGUGACAAUGAUGAAGAAGAGCGACCAGAUCUCACUGAACAGUGGCAGGAUGAAGAAAGUCAACAACAAAGGUCGACUGAGAGUGCCAAUGGAAUCAACAAGGAUUCCAGGAGAGUGUUUGCAACAGAGGACACCCCUGUUUGUUUUUCAAGAAACAGUUCUCUUAGUUCUUUGGAUGCAGAAUCUGAUGGAGAUGCUGCUAGUGAGCAGGCUUUGCUGGAUGAGUGCAUCAUAUCUGGCAUGCCGCAAUCAAAAGGCAAGAAACCUGUUAAGAAAAUAAAUGGCAAGGUCAUUUCAGGUGGUCCAUCUAUGGAAGAUGAUGAAAGUUCUGCUACCAUCAAGGAAAAUGAAUCAAAACCUGUUAGAAGGGGACCAAGAAUCAGCAAACCAUCAGAUAGUGUGGAGGAGAAAUCUGUAACUGAGGAAGAGGAUGGCCCCAAAGGAAUUAAAGGUGGGAAAAAGGUGUACCGAAGUCCCAUUACUGGCAAAAUACGAUCUAUCACACCACCAAAGAGUGUUAUGGCCCCAAAAAGUCCUGCAGCAACUAGAGGUGGCCUUGCUAAAGGAAGUCCCACUACAUCAAGAGGAAGGGGUGCUAUUCGAGGUGCCAGAGGUGGCCUUACUCGCAGUGCUUCUACAACUCCACCAAGGAGUGCAACCCCAACUGGUAGAGGAACCCCUCCUAGGACUACCACACCUCCUCGUACAACAUCACCUAUGACAGCAGGGAGGACCACUACGCCUCCAAGAACCACUUCACCAAGAUCUGGAACUCCACCAAGGCUCACACCUUCACCAAAAGGACCUAAUGGAAAUAAGAAUAUUACCCCUGUAAGAAAUACUACAAAUUCAGCCCGUAGCAUCACACCACCAAGGCCGGUAAGGAAAUCCUCCCUUGAUUCUCAAAAAGAUGGAGAUGCCAAGAGUGAAACUUCUUCACGUAGGUCUUCAAAAGAAAGCAUCAGCAAUAUCCCCAAACCUAGACAGAUAAAAAACCCUAGCAAAACCUCUCCUAGCAGUUCAACCUCACCAAAGCCACCAACUGGUCGUGGCUCUCCUGCUGGAAAACCUCCACUCAGCACAAGUAGAUCAGCAAGUCCAAAAUCAAAGAUGCCGGUGCCUUCAAGAUCAAACAGCCCUUCUACAAAGACAACUGGUUCUGUUGGCACUCCAAGAAAACCUGUGAACAAAAGCCCAUCUACCAACAAACCUGUCGAUGACUCUACAUUGGGUGAUGAAGAAUUGACAUCACAAAUGAAAAGCAUUAGCUUAGAAAGUGAUGGAGGUUCACCUGAUUUAGACGAUGGUGAUCGACCAGUGCUGCUCAAACAAUCAACAUUUACAAAAGAUAGUGCAUCACUCCCUGAACAAACUCCUGAAAUGAAUCCAUUAAGUGGAGACGAGAAGGUUCUGUCUCCAGUGCAAUCAGAAGAGGCUCCAUCAGUGACUGAAAGUGAAUCCAGUUUAUCUAUGUCUAAAGGUGGAUGGAGAAAGACGAGCAGUGGUAUCCAGGGGUCGCAAGAGGGUCAAAAGUCUUCCACUGGAAACAAAACAGUCAGUAAACCCACUGGUGUCUCAAAAAUCACUCCAAAGAGGACUAAUUCCCCAGGUCUUAGGUCACCUGCUACUAGAUCUUCUUCCCCAGGUCAAAGGACAAAUGCACCUGCAAAAAGGUCAGAGUCACCAUCUAGAGUGUCUACUACAUCUCAAAGAUCAGAAUCUCCUUCCAGAGCAUCAACAACCUCACAAAGCUCAGUGUCUAAGCAGAGGACCAUCCCACAAACAAAGGGACCAGGGUCUACACAAAGAAAUAACUCUGCAACUUCCAAGAUCAACUCAGGACUUCAGAAAUCUGGAGGUCUGAGCAAAAGAUCAUCAUCGCCAUCAGGUGUGAAAACAAAUCCAAAUGUUAAUGGAAAUCGUUCCAGUACACCGCCAAAGUCGGCUGCCAGUAGACAAAAUACAAGACCAGCAAAGCCUGGGAAUACAGGAGUCAGAACAGGUCCUCAAACUACUAGGGCAGCAUCUGCUAGUCCUAAACCCUCAGGUGCCUCUACAAGAGCAUUACACAACAAACCAGCAAGUAGGCCUUCAUCAGCUGAAGGACCAAGAUCACCCGCUGUAAAUAAAUCAUCUUCUGAGGAGACACCUUCACCACAAACACCAUCAAAAUUUGGUACAUUCACUAAAAAGAAGGGCCAGUCGAGUAUUGAAAUCAGUAGCAAGAAAGAAAAGGGAGCAUCUGGGGUGAGUGAUAAUGUGACUAAAAGUGAUCUUUCGUCUGAUGAACAACAAAAUUCACAACUGAAAGCUAAGGAUCUUUGCAAAGAACUUAACAUACCCGUGAAAAACUGUGGAGGUAAAAUUGUGUCUCCAACACGUGAAACUGCAGAAGGUGAUGGUGUUUGGAUGAAAAGGCCUGAAGAUGAGGUAAAGGACUGUGCAUCCAUCAGUAUCAACUCUUCAUCACGUCAUAGUAGCUCAUACAGUUUGAGUAGUAUUUCUACCAAUCAUCAAGUUGGUAGCCUUUCUCGACAGAAAUCAGCCCAGCCUGAAUUACCUAGCUCAAAUAAGUCACCAGCAGUCAAUGCAAAGAGAAAUAUUUUUCCAUCACUUAAUAAAAACUCAAAUUCCAAAUCAUCUAGUAAAUCUAGUUUAGACUCAUCAAAAAGUGGAGGUAAAUCAACACCUAAAUUAACAUCUAAACAGAAGCAUGAAUCUGAAGAAAAAAAUGAAGGGAAAAAGGAGAAAAAGGCAGAUAAGAAGCGAUUCUCUUUUCUCAAGUUGAAGAUUGGUGGAAAGAAAUCGGAUAGUGAUAGUGAAGGAAAGGAAAAGAGCAAAGGGUUUUUCUCCAAGAAGGAAAAAAAGUCACCAAAAAAAUUGAAGGUUCAGACCAAAGGCAAGACAGAAUCAGAGUCGUCCGCUGAGCAGGUCCUCCCCAGUCCUCCUCUGGCUGAACUAGAACCUGAUCUUAACAUUAGUGGGGCUGAUCUCAGCUUUGACAGGCAUCUGGAUGAGCUAGAGGCUUGGAAUAGUGACAAUGAUAUUGACAAAGAAGAGAUGCCUGAUGAGUUUGUUGAAUGGGAUAGUGGUAGCGAUAUCAUGAAAGAAGAGAUGCCAGAGGAAUUCAUUGAAAGCUGUUCAGAAGUAGAUACUGAUCCUGCUACUCCAAUGAGUCCCGGUGUUACAACUGGAUCAGUAGGAGGUGAUAUACAGAUUGACCCAAACGGACAGCGGGGAGACUUCUCCCCACACUCUCAAACUGGUAGCCUUUCCCCAAACGGACUAUCGGGGGACUGUAUGUCCCCCGUAGAUGAGGAUGGUAAUUCCAUUGAAGCCGAUGAGCAGUAUUUUUACUGUGAAAAUCGACUGAACUCUUUCAUUCGUCUUGACGACAAUAAAAGCGAAACAAGCGACACAUUUCUUGAAGGAGAGUUGAGCAUGCGUCGAAAUGUCCAGAACCAGCGCAGCCGUAGCUUGUCAGAUACUACCGUUGAUCAAUCACCACAUCGCCCUCAGAGAUUGAAACUUCCCCAGAAACCAUUCGGUAUCCAUCAGAAUGACACCUCUCCUUCUUCCAACAAUGUUGUACCUGUUUUGGUGUCACCCUAUAACUAUAGCCCAAAUCCAAAUCGGAAAGGCGAGAUAGACACCAACUGUUCCGGGAUGGGGUUUCACAAAGAUGACAGUAGUCGAAGUAGUUCAGAGGUGGUUAGUCCCACUGGAUCUACCAGAGUAACUACUGUUUAGAACAACUUAUCUUUAUUCAUAUUUCAUAUUUUUGACAUCCCAUUUAUUGUUUGAUCUUUUUAAAAAAUUAUUUUUCUGAUAUGUUGAGAGUUGAUUAAUGAUGCAGUUUAGCAGCUGAUUAGCCUGAAAAUCACUCAACUUAAAUAGUAAAAUGCAUGAAACUGAUUAUUCUAUUCUGGAGUAAAAUUUUAAGAAAAGAAUAACAAUUUAGUAUGGAACAUGUGGUCUGAUAUCUGAUUCUCUUAGCGAGUAUGUGUUGCUAGUUUUCAUAGGGCAGUAAAUUUUUAUAUUCUGCUUAUUUUUUCCUUCCAUUGUACUUGUGAAGAUUCUUCUCAAAUAUUCACAUUAGAGUAGUUCAAACUUAAUAUUUAUUGCCAAUUUGAAAUGGUUAAUAAUUAUUGAUUAUGUGAAUUCAUGUAUCAAAAAUCAUGAUUAUUUCUGUAUUCUCAUUAUCAGUUGAUGUAUUUAAUGUCUCUUUAAUUAAUGUACGAACUAUGAGAAGAGAAAAUAGCCUUUCAUUCAUAGUCAUGGUCUCUUAAAGCAAAAUUUGUUCUCAAAACAUUUCUGCAUGUACGGUAAUUGUAGAUUAUUUUACAGUAGUGUUCUACAGUGGUUUGAUAGUGUGAUACUCACAAAUCUCUAGCACUCCAAGUAUCAUGAAUAUUUCAAAAUAUUGUUAAAAAAUACACUUUAUAGAUUAUCUCAAACUUUGCAUUUCUAUUUUAUUAUUUAAGACAAUUUUUUUUAACUUGAGGUUGAAAAACAGGUUUUAUAGAAACGUUUUUAGUUUAUUUUGAAAAGCAUUAUCAUAAUGAAAGACUUGCAUGUUAGUUACAAUCUUGCAGCUUGCAUUAUUUCUACCAUUACAUGUUAUAGUGACACAGUUUAUUACUUCAUAAGUGCAAGUAAUUACAAAAUUGUUUCAAUAAAGGAGGAAGGAGGAUGAACUGUACGCAAACAUACUUGUGCAAUGAAAAAAUAGUGUUGAUUUGCUACAUUAUUUUUGAAAGCAUAUCUCUGUACAUUUUGUACCAAGUAACUUAUUGUGUUUAAAUAUCAUGAUAGUAUUAUAUCUGUCAAUUAUUUGAUUAGUGGAUUGCUAUCAGGCAUGGGGAUCAGGGGAAGGGGGGGCCAAUGGUUAGACACUGUUUCUACCUCCAUUAUGCUGAUAGACAACCUCUUUUUUGGCAGUGAAGUGGAAAUUGUUUUUUUUUUUUUUUUUUAACUAGUCAAUAUUUUGUUGUUGUUUCGCAUGUCAGAAAUGUCUGCAAAACAAAACUUAUAGAAAUUCUCUGACCUCCCCCCCCCCUAUUAUGAAAUCUUGGAUCCACCCAUGAUUGCAAGGUUUUCAGUCUAUCGUCAAUCGCUACUUAUUUAAUACUUUAUUUCUAGGCAUUCAAUUUGUCGCUCGGUAUUCACUUUUCUAUUGUAUGCAUAUUUUACAAUAUUCUUGCAAAAUACUUUGUGGUAUUCCUGUUUACAAACUUAGAUAAAAGGCAGAGUACAUAAUAUUAUUGGAUAUUCAUAUAUCUGAUCUUGUUUAUUAUAUUCAGGGGAAUGUUCUAAUUCAAGUUGUAGUCAGGGAUGUGUUAGAAAGGAAAGGAAUGUACUAGCCUGCAUAACCCCAAGUGACGAGCCGACGGCAAGAUAAUGUGUUGCAAACAGGUGUUUCAACAAUGCCACUCGGGUGUUUUCAAUAAUAGGAAUAUUUUUAUUUUUGGUAUAGUUUCUUGGAGCAACAAAGUUAAGUCAGAUUUCAAUUGGCUUGUCCAUUUCUUAAUGAUGCAUUAGUACAUUUUGUGGGCAUGACGGGUAUCAGCGAACAAAAAUAACCAUAAUUCGAGUAAUAUUAAAAGUUAAUUAUCUCAGAUUCAUGCAAGAACACGCAUUAAUUAUUAUACAAAAUAUGUUCAUAAUUAUAAAUCUUUCAUGAGUGAGCUCUGAAAUGCGCAAAUAUCACGAGGGCUUUUAUUUUUGUUGUCCAUAACUUAUUUGAAAUUUGCCAAAUUAAUUGAUCCAAAACAAUCCUUCUACAGACAUAAGUAGUAAAUACUGAUAUUUCGUUUCUGCAGAAGCCAGCCGGCUCCGAAAGGUUAAAAAUCGGCACGCCACAUGGGAUAUCAAACCCCCUUUUAAAAUGCUUUGUCAGUGAUUGGAAUGAUUUUGUAUUCCUAUAGAUUUUCAAAUAUAUUGUGCUUUAGUUUUCUACCUUCCUAACACACCCCUGUUGUAGUCAACACAUUUAUAUUUUUUUUUUGACUAAAUUUUUGAUAGAUGACAAUCUGAUUGUCCCAGUAAAAUUUGGUUCAAUUUAGUUUCAUUGUGUUCUGUGUGACUUAUGAGCUGUAUUCAUUAUUUCAUUUGUCCAAAUAUUUAUUUUAGAAAUAUCCCCACAUGUUUCUUUCAGCAAUACUUAAAUAUUACCCAUAUUACAUAAAAAAUAAAGAAACAUUUCCUUUGUUUAGAUUACAUUUCACAUGUUAUAGGAUUUAUUUCCAUACAGGGCACAUUUUUUAUUUUUUUUUAAAUUCUUUGUAAUGGUCAAUAUGCAAUGUCAGUGUGAAUUUACCCCCAACUUAUUAUGAACGGAUUAUCACGUGCUAUACAAUUUCUUGCCUGAUUAUCAUGUUUCUUACAAAUAAUGCACUUCUUGUUCAGAAGAUAUUUAAACUUGGCUAGUAGAGUAAUAAUUUCUAUGUGUACGUCAUAGUUGUCCAUUUGCAUUUUCUUAUCAACUGGUAUUAAGACUUUAGUACUUUCUUGCAACAUUUUAGGUAUGUGGUAAUUGACAAUGGUCAGUAAUAAGCCUGAGUGGUUAUUUUGCUUGGGACAUGUUCAUUGGUUCUUUACAUGUAUGUUUAUUACAAUGUUUAUAUUUCCCUUGAUUAAAAAAUUCUACUGUACUUUUUUUCUCUCCCAUAUAUAUAUAUAUAUGUCAUUACAAUGAAAAUCUUAGUUGAAACUCUCGUUUGCCUUUCAUUAUGUAAGAGACUUUCUACAUAUCAGUGUCCUGGGCAAUAUUUCUUGUAAAUUGUCUCCAAUGACAAUGCUGUAGCCACACCAAUGAAACUGACUCAAAACUGACUGAUGAUAUUCCAUUUAUAAAGUAACAUAAUAGCUUUGAUCAGUCUGGAGACGUUGGUUUGACUGUAGCCUCAGUUUUCAUUUACCCAUUAUUUUUCAACCAACCAGAGCUAAAGAUUUCACAGAAAUCAUCAGGGCUCCGUAACACAAAGGUUGGCGUUUAAUCGGUAAAAUGAAGUGGCCUAUCAAGAUCAUCGUUGCAUGCACAUUUUGCUCCGUUGACUGACUAGGAACCAAUCUGAAUUGUUCUUUCAAAUUAACGAUUAAUCGCUAAUCUUUGUGUUAUGGAGCCCAGUGAUCUGACAACUGUUAUGAAAAAAUAUCCUAAAUUUGUAUUCUUUUUAGUCAGCUUAUUUAAAUUAAUUCAUUAGUAGAAACAACCAUGAAGUGCAUUUUAAUGAGGCAAUGUGUUCAAUGCAAUCCUGUGCAUGUUUGGUGCUUAUUAUUUCAUUAAGAAUGUUUGGUAAUUAAUGUGAAAUAGAUUGAGAAUUGUUAUUUUGACUUGGGAAAGACUGCUGAAUUCUAUUAAGUUCCCACCAAAAUCUGACUUGCCAGUAAAUGGAGAAAGAAACGGUGAACCGUUGAAUGAAAAAGCUAGAAGGAAAACACUGUGUAGGUAUAUGAUCAUGUAUUGCUGCAAAAUAUUUUCUUCUGUGUUUGAAUGUAGAAUUGUGAAGAAAGUAAAUUGUAGUUUUAUCAACUUUUUCAUUAUAUAAAUGUUAGAAGAAAAAUAUGUGUUCAAGGUUCAAUUGUGACAUUUUGCUCAGGAUGGCCUGAAAUCCUUGUAGCAAAAAAUGCAUAAGAAAAGUUUUAUUACUUCAUGGAAAUAAGAUUAUUAAAAUAUCAAAUGUAUGAGAGUGAGAUUUACCUUUGUAAAUUUAGAGAUAUUUUGUAACCAAAGACAAACAGUUCUUUAGAAAUUGUAGAAAAAAAGUUAGGUUACUUUGUUAAAAAAGUAAUUAUUCUAUUGAUCAUGGAAGACAAAAAAAAUGUGCAAAUAUAAUGUCGUGUUCAAAUAUGUAAUACAUUACAAAAAUAAUUCAUAAAGAUGAUUUUAUAUUUACAGUACUCUGUAUUUAAACAUGUCCAUGGAUGUAAAGAGAAUGUUAAAAUGUAAAGAAAAGGUAAAACGUGUUUGGCCGUUUGUUGAUGUAUAAAAUGAGAGGAAAGAGAAAAUAAAGAUAAAGUGAUUCAGAUUUAAA